UACCUGCUCUGUAAUGACUUAAAACGCUCGAGUCAACUACAGCGACUUCAAAGUUCGAGCUUUCUUUCUUUCUUUCAAACCUUAAAACGAAAGCCAACGAUCGAGUGAUCAUAUGGGGUUCCAAAAAGACAUGCCGUUCCUACCAGAGAAGGAAGCAUUUGCCGAUGAUUGGGCUGAAACCGUCAACAAGGUGGUCCCUGCGGUGGUGGUUUUGCAAACAACGACAUGUCGUGCGUUUGAUACUGAGCUUCCUUCCUCUGGCUCUGCCACUGGGUUCGUUGUUGACAAGCAACGCGGUAUUAUCCUGACUAACCGACAUGUUGUCAAUCCUGGCCCCGUCAAUGCCCAAGCUAUAUUUGUAAGCAACGAAGAAACUCCACUGCGUCCAAUAUAUAGAGAUCCGGUUCAUGAUUUUGGAUUCUUUUCUUAUGAUCCUGGUGCGAUACAAUUUUUGAACUAUGAGGAGAUUCCUCUUGCCCCUGAGGCUGCUUCUGUUGGACUGGAAAUCAGAGUUAUUGGAAAUGAUAGUUCUGAGAAGGUUUCCAUUUUGCCUGGUAUCCUUGCUCGUCUGGAUCGAAAUGCUCCUACUUAUGAAAAAGAUGGUUAUAAUGACUUCAAUACCUUCUACCUGCAAGCAGCAUCUGGAACUAAGCCUGGUUCCAGUGGUUCCCCUGUAAUUGAUAAGCAAGGUAGGGCAGUGGCCUUGAAUGCUGGGAGCAGUUCAUCAAGUUCAUCAGCCUUCUAUUUACCUUUAGAGAGAGUUGUUAGGGCAUUGAGACUUCUUCAGAAGUGCAAAGAUGCUCGUGCCAAUAAAUGGGAGACAGUAUCUAUACCUCGUGGUACACUUCAGGUAACAUUUCGCCAUAAGGGAUUUGAUGAGACACGCCGACUUGGUCUUCAAAGUGAAACAGAGCAGAUGGUACGACAUGCGUCUCUACUAGGUGAAACCGGGAUGCUUGUUGUCGACUCUGUGGUGCCAGGUGGUCCAGCUUAUGGGCAACUAGAGCCAGGGGAUAUGCUUGUUUCCGUGGAUGGGGAAUUAACUACUCGGUUUUUGAAAUUGGAGACAUUACUAGAUGACAAUGUUGAUCAAAAGAUUGGGCUACAGAUUGAAAGGGGUGGCAUAUCAUUGACUGUUAAUUUAACGGUUCAGGAUUUACACACAAUAACUCCUAAUCAUUUCUUAGAAGUAAGCGGUGCAGUGAUACACCCAUUGUCUUAUCAACAGGCCAGAAACUUCUCUAUCCAAUGUGGUCUUGUAUAUGUUGCAGAACCUGGGUAUAUGCUACAGAGAUCUGGAGUUCCUUGCCAUGCCAUCAUUAAGAAGUUUUCUGGUGUUGAGAUAUCACAACUAGAAGAACUAAUCUUGGUUUUCUCUAAGCUAUCAAGGGGUGCUCGAGUGCCAUUAGAGUAUAUAAGGCACAAUGAUCGUCAUCGAGCGAAGUCUGUGAUAGUCUGUAUUGAUCGCCAUGAAUGGUAUGAUGCUCCAAAGAUUUACACUCGGGAUGAUAGUUCGGGUUUAUGGAUAGCAAGGCCUGCUAUUCAACCUAAGUUCCUGCAGCUGUCAUCUUGUAGCAGUGAUGCUGAACAACGUCCAAAAAUUCAAUCUUUUUCAUUAUCUGGUGAAUCUACUCUGGCAAAACAUAUGCAUCAAUCUAACAAACAGGAGUUGACAAAUGGUGUUGCGAGGAUAGAAGACAGUAAUGGAUAUAUUUCUAAGGAAGCCCAUUCUGGAGAAGAAUACGAUGCUAAAACUAAGGAGUGCCAAGAACAGGGGCAUUUUUCUUGUAAGGAAAUUGUCGCUGCCAACUGUUCUUCUCGUGAAAUUGGAGAAAUUAAAUUGAAGGAUCCAAGUACCACAGAAAAAACAGUGUUGAAUGGCAUUGAAACUGCAACUUCAACUGCUUCAUUUGCAGAAAGUUUGAUAGAGCCAGCUCUUGUCACGCUCGAGGUUGAUGUCCCACCAUCUUGUUUGCUUGAUGGUGUCAAGUCAGUGGCGUCUUCUGGGACUGGUGUUAUCGUGCAUCAUUCUCAAUGUAUGGGGUUGGUUGCAAUUGACAAGAACACAGUUGAAAUAUCUGCAUGCGAUGUGAUGCUAUCAUUUGCUGCAUUUCCUAUUCAAAUCCCUGGGGAGGUUGUGUUUGUUCAUCCAGUUUACAAUUUUGCUCUUGUUGGUUAUGACCCCUCUGCUCUUGGAGCUGAUGGUGCUUCAAUGGUUCAUGCUGCUGAACUACUUCCAGAGCCUGCACUAUGUAGGGGAGAUAGAGUGUAUCUUGUUGGAUUAAGUAAAAAUCUACGAGCACAGUCUAGGAAAUCUACUGUAACAAAUCCAUGUCUCGCAAUAUAUGUUCACCAAGUUGAUCGUCCACGGUACGGAGCAACAAAUAUGGAAGUGAUUGAACUUGAUUCUGGUUUUGGCAGUGAAUUCACUGGCGUGCUGUGUGAUGAGCGUGGAAAGGCACGGGCUAUAUGGGGGAGCUUUUCAAAUCAGGAUUAUCAAUUUGUUCGAGGUAUCCCAAUAUAUAUGAUCAGCCAAAUAGUUGACAGUAUUAUAUGUGGUGGAAAUGGGCCAUCUCUUCUCAUAAAUGGUGUCAAAAGGGGAAUGCCACUUAUUAGGACUUUGGAGGUUUCACUUUGUCCCAUGUUGCUUUCAGAGGCCCGGAAUUUCGGUCUCAGCAAUGAUUGGAUUCAAGUACUUGAUGAGAAAGAUCCAGUUAGACGACAAGUUUUGUGUGUAGAAGGUAGUUAUGCUGGAUCUAAAGCUGAGAACGUAUUAAAACAAAGUGACAUGUUGUUGGCAGUCAACAAAGAGUCAAUUACUUGCUUCCGUGACAUAGAAAAUGCUUGUCAAGCAUUAGAGGAGUGUGGUGACAGUGAUGGGAAGCUUAAAAUAACCGUCUUUCGCCAGGGAUGUGAAGUCGAUCUUCUUGUUGGAACAGAUGUUAGGGAUGGGAAUGGCACCACACGAGCGAUAAGUUGGUGUGGGUGUCUUGUUCACGAUUCUCAUCCAGCAGUGCGUACUCUUGGAUUUCUUCCUGAUGAAGGUUAUGGAGUAUUUGUGACAAAGUGGUCUCUUGGAAGUCCUGCAGAUAGAUAUUGUCUAAGUGCUCUUAAAUGGAUUGUUCAAGUCAAUGGAAAACCAACUUCUGAUUUAGAUGCCUUUGCUAAUGUGGUAAAGGAACUAGGACCUGAUGAGUGUGUGCGUGUAAAGACCGUUGACCUGGAUGGGAAGCCACAAGUGCAAACACUAAAGCAGGAUUUGCACUACUGGCCUACGUGGGAGUUGAGAUUUGAUCCAGACACCGCAAUGUGGCGUAAGACUACAAUAAAUGCAUUAGAUUGCAGUAAUGGAUAAACAGAUUGUUCUAUCAAGUUUUGGUAUUCUCUGGAUCUUUUGGGAUUGAGGAUUCAGCAGCACUAGUCUAAGUUUCGAGUUUCUAAUUUGAAUUCUUUCAAUUAUCUUGAUUAUAAUCUGAUUGGUCUCCACCCUAUGCUGUUCUUAGUGGAGUUUUCAGCUGGUUUUUUCUGCAAGAAACCUUGACUACAUGGGUUCUCUGCUGCUACUGCUGGUAUUCCAGCGUAUAGUUUUACGUGGUUUAUCGGUCUCGGUUUGAUAGCUCUAGUUUUGCGUGUUGUAACUUGUAACUGUGGUAACUUUUGUAUUUCAAAUUGUUUUUUAUUUUUUAAAAAAAUUAAAUUAAUGUUUUUUUUAUA
This is a messenger RNA of Populus nigra (black poplar), 3714 nucleotides long. RefSeq names its product protease Do-like 7. The coding region runs from base 113 to 3355 and encodes 1080 amino acids. The record is from RefSeq and is a predicted model, not a curated record. Gene Ontology annotation, biological process: proteolysis. Gene Ontology annotation, molecular function: protein binding; serine-type endopeptidase activity. The transcript has 24 exons. Lineage: Eukaryota; Viridiplantae; Streptophyta; Magnoliopsida; Malpighiales; Salicaceae.